This is a messenger RNA of Sphaeramia orbicularis (orbiculate cardinalfish), 1724 nucleotides long. Its product is annotated as probable isoprenylcysteine alpha-carbonyl methylesterase ICME. Lineage: Eukaryota; Metazoa; Chordata; Actinopteri; Kurtiformes; Apogonidae. The transcript is spliced from 9 exons. The coding region runs from base 169 to 1278 and encodes 369 amino acids. Gene Ontology annotation, molecular function: arylformamidase activity. The record is from RefSeq and is a predicted model, not a curated record.
GUCGACACCGUACCGGCUUCUGAAGGACAGGCAGAUGCUUCUGACGGAUUUUGGCAGCUUCUGUUUAUAAUAACCAACAUUAUAAACAGUCAUACUCACUGGGACUUCGACAGCGACAUUAAAAAAGCAUUAAGUUGUUAUAUCGUGCCUCCCAGUGUCAAUUACAACAUGUCAGGGCUGAAGUAUCACAUGUCUCUGCCGGUGGCGGUGGGCGUCCUGCUGGUGGGCCUGCCCUACUCCAUCUCUGUAACUGCUCAGUGGUUGUAUGGUUGGCCCAACAAGCCUGGAUAUAAGAAGUACAUUGAAGCUCUAAAACCAAGGCGAAUCUACUGUUUGGCCAGAGCAGUGUUGGAGUCACUCAAAUACCUGCAGUACGGGAGACUUUACUUUAGGUGGAAGUCAUGGUACAAGGAUGAUGAAAACCGUAAGCAUUAUGAAAAGGGUAUUACCUUCGGCCGCCGAAGCAACAAACUGGACUUGUACCAUCCCCCUAAGAUGGACAGAAGUGGAGAUCAACCAUCGCCGGUUGUUGUUUUCAUCUAUGGUGGUGCGUGGGGUUCAGGUGAACGGUCCAUUUACUGUCUGUUGGCCAGACACAUGGCUGAAGAACUGAGUGCCACUAUCAUCUGUCCGGACUACUGCACUUAUCCAAACGGGAACGUCUUAGGGAUGGUCCAGGACAUCGCAGACUGUUUAGUUUGGGCCAAAGAGAACACACAGAAGUACAACUUCAAUCAAGACAACAUAGUGUUAAUGGGCCAUUCAGCUGGUGCACAUCUGUGUGCUUUGACCACACUGUUUCUCACUGAUACAAGAGACGAACUGUUCAUAGAAACGAGCAAACAACAGAGCAUCGCACAGGCAAUUAGAGGAGUUAUUGGUCUGAGUGGUGUGUACAACAUCAUGGACCAUUAUGAGCAUGAGCAGAGACGAGCGGUUGAGUACGUCUCCACAAUGCACAAAGCCAUGAAUGGAGUGGAGAACUUCCCCUACUACUCACCUACACACCUACUGAGGAUGCUCAGUCAGGACAAACUCAACAGGGUGCCUCCAUUUGCAUUGCUUCAUGGGACCAAUGACAUCAUCGUUCCAGUGGAAUCUUCUAUAAGGUUCUCGGAGCUGCUGACAUCGCUGUCACUGAAGGUGUCUCUGUACCUGCUGCCGGGCGUCGACCACACGGAAAUGGUCACGGACCUGAUGGCGUUGGACAGACGCUUCUAUCAUCCCAUCUACAGCUGCAUCAAACAGGAGUACAGGAAGCUCCAGGGAGUCUGUUGACGUCCCAUCAGCCCCAGCACUGGCACCACUGACCUUCUCAUCUCAUAUUCACUGAUUGUGCCAUUGAUCUGUUUACUGUAUCUGAUCUAAUACCUCAACAUUAAUCACAUUUACCUGUGAUGUUACUUUAUUCUUUGGAGUUGUGAUAGCAUAAUCACCUUUUUUUAUGUAACUGAUUUCAGAAGUUUGACUUUUCAUCUUGAUUAUUUCAGCAUUAGUUUUGUUUUUUGGCAUGAAAUGAUUCCGAUCACAGUCUAGUGAAAUAAGUUAAUGUGAAGUGAAAUUGAACAGGAAGCAUUUGAACAGUGUUAUGACCAAGGUCAGUGUAUCUUGUGGUAAUUGGAUUUUCUUUUCAGAAACAAAAGAAAAACUGGUGGUUAAUUGAUUUUCAUUUUAAUAUAGAAGAAUUAAAAUUGAAUUUAAUUAUUUUUUCUUUUUCAGUGUCA